AUGGUUGGCAAAGCUAGAGGGAAGAUUUUGAAGUCCGUUUCGACAUUAUGGAUGGACAGAGACACAUACAUUUGCUUUCAGAAGAUGAAGAACGAUGCUAUGCUUGCUGCGAGAGAGUGGUAUGACAAUGCUGAGUUGGAGAAGAGUUUGGAGGAUUCAUUAUAUUGCUGUGAUAUUGAUAACGAGAGAAAAAUACAGACUGAUGAGGUAUAUGGUGAUAUUGCGAGAAUAUUUACCGAUGAUAAGUUGAUAUCUGUUCAAGAAGAAGGUAAUAUGAUACUCCAUCACGAAUCUAAGGGUGGGAGUGUCAAUAUCCGUAUUGGUUCUGGGUCUGAUUGUGUUGCUGGAAUGACAUGGAAUUAA
Molecule: messenger RNA, 363 nt
Organism: Ilex paraguariensis (yerba mate)
Lineage: Eukaryota; Viridiplantae; Streptophyta; Magnoliopsida; Aquifoliales; Aquifoliaceae
Source: the annotation of a GenBank genome assembly